Molecule: messenger RNA, 540 nt
Organism: Parathielavia appendiculata
Lineage: Eukaryota; Fungi; Ascomycota; Sordariomycetes; Sordariales; Chaetomiaceae
Product: ribonuclease H-like protein
Exons: 3
Cellular component (GO): mitochondrion
Molecular function (GO): 3'-5'-RNA exonuclease activity; nucleic acid binding
Source: RefSeq, a predicted model, not a curated record
GAUCGGAUGCCCCGUAAAUACUGAUAUCUUCCCCAGAUGACCGGCCUCAACCCCGACACGGAUUCCAUCAUUGAAAUUUUCUGUCUCAUCACCGAUGGCCAGCUCGCCUUGCUCGAUGACGGGUGGGGCACUGUUGUGCGUCAAACCCCGGAAAGGAUGGCCAUGAUGGAUGAGUGGUGCGCUCGAGUUCAUGGCGAGAGCGGCCUCACUGCGGCCGUCAUCGAGUCAACCGUGACACCGCAGCAGGCGGCCGACGGUCUUCUGGCCUAUAUUGAGAGGCAUGUCCCAGAAAAGGGGGCAGCACUGCUUGCCGGAAACAGCGUUCAUGCCGACCGGGCCUUUCUCAGAAAGGAACCCUACAAGAAGGUUCUCGAUCACCUGCACUAUCGUAUCCUCGACGUCAGCAGCAUCAAGGAGGCCGCACGAAGGUGGUGUCCGCAAACUGCAUCGGCCACGCCACGCAAAAAGGGCCUGCACAAGGCGAGGGACGACAUACUCGAGAGCAUCGAGGAAGCCAGGUACUACAAAUUGGCCAUUUUC